AUAAGUUGGAUAGAUUCAGUUGCUUCAGACAAGUUGAAUAUUUUACUGUCAGAUUCAACUGUACUACUUCAAGUUUUUAAAAUGCUUACUAUAGAUAAACAAGCCCAAGGUUCCUUAGUCGUUCGAUCAACUA
This is a messenger RNA of Racocetra persica, 133 nucleotides long. The record is from the annotation of a GenBank genome assembly. NCBI's taxonomy places the organism in Eukaryota, Fungi, Glomeromycota, Glomeromycetes, Diversisporales, Gigasporaceae.